UCAAUUUUAUAAACGCUACCUAGUAUGAAGUACCUUGUUGAACAUUUAGACUCUGAAGAGGUUGGAGAAUGGACUAUAUGUGAAUAUGAGCACAUAUGCGAAGUAGUAGGAAAACAUCGAGCAAUAUUUACGAACAUAUCCUCUAAGAUUAGAAAACUUUUACCGGAAACUUUAAACUUGGAAUCUAAAAGCGCUAAUCUGUUGAUUACUGAUCCUAAAAGAGCUUGCUUGUUAGAUUCUAAAGCUGACAAAGGGUUAGAACCUAAAGAUGCCGAGUUAUACGACUACAUCGUGUGCUGCGGAAUUUUGGGCGACGAUCCUCCUCGUGAUAGAACGAGUAGCCUUCGAAACUUUAACUUUGAGAGAAGACAUUUGGGAGAUAAGCAAAUGACCACCGACACUGCGAUAUUGUGUGCUAAACUGAUCUUAGAAGAAGGAAGAAGAUUAGAAGACAUGCAGUUUGUAGAUGGCCCUGAAAUUGCUACUGGAGAAAGAGAGGAAAUCCUAUUAUUUCUAAGCGAUUGAUUGAUUAUUUGUGCAAAG
This is a messenger RNA of Zophobas morio, 543 nucleotides long. RefSeq lists its product as uncharacterized. Gene Ontology annotation, biological process: peptidyl-arginine methylation. The record is from RefSeq and is a predicted model, not a curated record. Gene Ontology annotation, molecular function: protein-arginine omega-N monomethyltransferase activity. The transcript has 7 exons. The coding region runs from base 25 to 525 and encodes 166 amino acids. NCBI's taxonomy places the organism in Eukaryota, Metazoa, Arthropoda, Insecta, Coleoptera, Tenebrionidae.